UAAAGAACGUACAAACCACAGGGCACACCACCUUACACAUGUUCAGUAUCUGGUACUCGAUAUUAUCCCAUAUCAUUCCUUCAAAGCUAGCUUGCGAACAAAUGCACAAUGGCCACCGAAACCCCAGAUCCCAAGACCUUCAAAUCUUGGGAGGACGAAUUCAAGUAUCCCAUCCCUACCGUCCGUAGAUUCGAGCAGGACCUUCGACACAAUGCCGAUGAGAAUCGCGACCAGCUUCGCAAUUUGGUCGGGGCGUCCUACCGCGAGCUGCUUGGGACUGCGGAACAGAUCAUCUCCAUGGACGAAACCAUGACCCGCGUUGAGAGAACCUUAGGACAGGUUGGACAAAAGUGCAAUUCUACGGCCGUGGAGAGGCUAUUCAAAAGCUAUGAAAGGCUGGAGAUGGAAUAUAGAGCGCAAGAGAAAGAGGAGUACUCGUUCGCAGCCCAAGUCUCGAUUCUCCAAGCGUGUCCCGCGGUCAUAUCUCGGCUUUUGAAGUCACGGUCCUACCUCCUAGCUGCAAAGAUUAUAGUCUUGUCGAGACUCCUUCACAAAGCCCUCUCCACCGAUGCCAAUGCGACGCCCUUCUUGGACAAGUUGCUUCGACGGUUGACUUCACGACGGCGCAAGUUGCUGAACGCUAUCAAGGCCACAUUUGCGGAUGAUGCCAUUGAAACACACGAUCUAGUCGACGCAAUGUGCGCCUAUUCCUUGGCCACCUCAUCCACCACCACGGAUACACUCAAAUAUUUCCAUACUGUCCGCCGAGAUACCAUUCAAUCUAUCUUAAAAAGAUCGGUUAUGGAUGAGGGUGUCUCCGCUGCAACUUCACAUCUGGAUGCCCCGUUUCAAGCAUUACAGAUCUAUGUCUCUACUCUAACGCAGACGAUCCGAAUAUUCCCGUCCGGUCUCACUGCGGCCUUGAGGAAACUGAAGUCGCAACCGUUGCUUUCUGACCCAUUAGUGCGAAGCAUUCCAGAACUGGACCUGGACAGUCGUAAUGAAUGGGUAAUUCCAGAAGUCCGGGCUUUUAAACCGUGGCCCAGAACAACGGAGCUUGGUGAUGCAGAAUGCCAGACCAUCCUGCAGGUAUGGGCGUCGUCAACGCUGGACAUACUUUUGGCAGGCCUCCGAAACAAUCUCACCAGACAAGAACACCUCGAGGGUCUCAUAUCAAUCCGGCGCUCGCUGCUUGAGGCAUGGAUGCGGGCAUCAAAUCACGUACUAUUCCGAAGAAGCCGUGGAAAACAGCCACCGAUUAGUAGAAAAGAAGUCUUGGUACGCCUGAGGCAACUCCUUGUCGAAGUGAUCGUUGCAAAGAUCCGAAUUCACACAUCAAGUCUAUCAAGGAUUGUCGCAACGAUCAAAAAAGGCCUGUCUUCGGAUGAGGAGUUGGCCGAGAUCGCCCCGUCGCUCUGGUCAUCGGAUGCUACAGACAUACCACUUCGAGAUGGUGGCCGACAAUUUAAGAGCGUCGUGGUAGACAGAUAUCACGGUCGAACGGAGGCAGUGAUGACCGUUGCGGAUCUCUUCGGAAGUUGGUCGGGAGAGAUCGAACGGGCACAGGUUGCGCUGCGGGCCAUGCGAGAUCUCAGGUGGGACGAUGAAUUUGAUGACCUUGAUGAUGAGCUGAUGGAUGAUGACGAGGAAGAGGAGGAAGUAGACGAUGCCGUUGCCCAUCGUAGUCGCAUACAGACCGCUUUAGGAGUAGAGGAUCCAGAUCUGCUCGAUAAAGCCCUUAAUGAAGGCCUUCAAGCGACUAUGCGAUCAAUGCACGAGGAGUUCGAGCGGAUACUCGAGCGACUCCAAAGCAUACCGAAUUCGGAACACGGCGCAAAAUUGAGAAGGACAGUCUAUCUCCUGCGGUGUUUGCGAGAAAUCCGAUCAGCACUGCCAGCUUUGUUUGCUCCAGCCGAAGGAAAACAGAGACGACAAUCUGUGGACUCUCAGUUGUUUGCACUCACUUCUGAGAGUGCGUUACUAUCAGCCAGUCUUCAUCGCGUAUUGGCGGAGCUAGUGGCUGGAAGGCCUGCAGUCACAUUCGGGAAGGCUCUUCACAGGUUCGCCCAUUCAACACAGGCUCUGGCGCUUGUCCAGCUGUGGGAAGGGGAACCGAAGUUUCCUACGACCCCAACUCCAUUAGCUAUAAGGCUGUUGAAGAGCUUAGCAGCAGAGUUGUCCAUCCAAGGCCCUGAUCUUUGGGGACAGGCAGCCAAAUCCGCGUUGAAGAACUGGGUCGCUGAAGAGAUAGGCAAAUCCAUCCAGGACUCCGUCGAAGUUCUCAAGCACCAGCCUGCCGAUACAAUUGCAUCAGAUCAAUUCGUCGCCGAGGAGGACAACGUUGGAGACAAUGCGGACAACGCCCAAUCCGAGGAGCUCAAGAAGCAAAGGCUUGUCGCACUUCUUUAUGACGCGGCGUACCUGUCCUGUGCUCUACGACAGGGACAAGGCCACGGAUCAAAUGACCAAGAUUUCCCAUUCAUGAAUGCCGUCCAGGACGCUUCUGGACUAGAGAAAGCUUCGAUUGAGAAGAUCUCCAAAAGCGCCGCAGACUACUGGAAGAGGACAUACCUUCUAUUCGGUACUCUUGCCUAGACACCGAUACGGGAUGGGUAGGAAACAUCGACACAGUUUAAUUAUGUCCUUGUUAGCAACGCGAAUCAUAGCAGCAUAUAUCGACUCAUCAGCCUGUGUUGUUACGGGAUUUCUGCUACCAUAAUCUGUUGGGUCUAUUGCCAGGUCACCGAAACUCGAUAUUCCCCGUUCUGGACACCAGUGAUCUGAACACUGAUGCCGUUCGCCGCAACUCCAAUCUUCGUUUCAGCUUUUGCGAAGUCGUACGCUGCGCUAGUCA
This is a messenger RNA of Eremomyces bilateralis CBS 781.70, 2854 nucleotides long. RefSeq lists its product as uncharacterized. The record is from RefSeq and is a predicted model, not a curated record. Gene Ontology annotation, cellular component: COG complex; Golgi apparatus. The coding region runs from base 109 to 2595 and encodes 828 amino acids. Lineage: Eukaryota; Fungi; Ascomycota; Dothideomycetes; Eremomycetales; Eremomycetaceae. Gene Ontology annotation, biological process: intra-Golgi vesicle-mediated transport. The transcript is spliced from 3 exons.